Colletotrichum godetiae is the source of this 1206-nucleotide messenger RNA. RefSeq lists its product as uncharacterized. The transcript has a single exon. The coding region runs from base 1 to 1206 and encodes 401 amino acids. The record is from RefSeq and is a predicted model, not a curated record. Lineage: Eukaryota; Fungi; Ascomycota; Sordariomycetes; Glomerellales; Glomerellaceae.
AUGAUCUCCUCCCUCGCCGAGAUGAAAAACCUCAAGUCGCCGCUGGACCGUCUCCCCCUAGUUAUCCAACACCCUUCCUUCUUCGAGAAUCCGGCCCAACACCUCUCGUCGCGAUCAUCUUCGGCGAUGGGGGAGUAUACUAGUGUCCCCGGGGUGCAGCUCUUUCAUAUGGAGCAUAGAGGAACCAAGGACAUUAAGAAGAAGGAUGCGGAUGAUCCCGUGGAGCGCAAGGAUAGCGUCAUGACGGAUGGAAUGGCGGACGACUCCGUUGACAAGACGCAUGUAUUGCCGCAGUCGUCGUCGGUCCAUUCAUCCGAGUUGGGGGCCAAAGAGAAGACUGAGAUCAUGACGGUCCGUAAGAUGGUCAAGGAGUUUGAUGAGGAGGGGGAGAGUAGUACUGCGCCCUCUGAGGACGAGAAGAAGAAGGCGGAGGAGAUGGAGAUGGGGAAGCGUAUGAAGGAGAGGGAGAUACGUAAGAGGGAGAUGGAGAAGCAGCAGAAGAAGGACAAGAAGAAGGAGAAGGGGGAAUCCGUGCCGUUGCCCGGUGGUGGUCAAUGGGGCGGCGACGCUCGAUGGGUGAAUGGAGCACGAGGUCGGGGCCGCGAUGCUCCCGGUAUUUUUCUUCAGCCCGAAGCUCCUCGGUCUUCGCCUCCGCCGCAGCCGGCUGGUGACCCUACCACCGCCGGCGUCUUCUCGCCCGAGCCGAAGAAGAGCAAGAGACAAACUAAACAAGAGAAGAAGAAGCAAAAGGAAGAGGCCGAAAAGGAGGAGCUUCUGGUGCUGCCCAAGGUGCCGUGGUGCCACCAGAGCGGCGGGUGUCGCCAGAAGCGCGGACGACGGAGGAGGAAGAUGGCCGGGUUCGCGGCGCGGUCAGUGGAUUUGCUGCGUAGGCUUUUCGGUAAGGGGGGUAGGGAGAAGGAGGAUGGGAAGGGGAAGGGGAGGGCGCGGUGUCGGAUUUGUGGUGAUGAGCUGGGGUUUGCGGUUGAGCGGGCGGAGUGGCAAGAAGAUAAAGAGAUUGCUGCUGUUGCUGCGGUGGGCAAGGAGACGUCGAGCGGCGCUGGUGAGCAAAAGUUCGACGUGGACUCGGACAAGAAGGACAUGGAUCGAACCGAUGCCGAUGGUAUGGGGGCGGCGGCGGGUGAAUCACGCUCGACGUUGGCGACUGUUCGUCUUACAAAGAUCCCAGAGGCGUGGUGGACAUUGUAG